Molecule: messenger RNA, 756 nt
Organism: Rosa chinensis
Lineage: Eukaryota; Viridiplantae; Streptophyta; Magnoliopsida; Rosales; Rosaceae
Exons: 1
Coding region: 1-756 (251 amino acids)
Source: RefSeq, a predicted model, not a curated record
AUGAUUAACCACAUUGAACAUUUCCUGUCUAUUGAGGAUGCUAAAGCAAUCAAGUCAAUUCCUUUGGGUGAUCUCAACAAAGAUGAUUCUCUUAUUUGGCCAAGAGAGAAAGCGGGUAAAUAUAAGGUGAAAUCUGGCUACCACUGCUUAACUUCCAAGCUUGUAGUUCCCGAAGUCGGUAAGCCCUCUUCCUCUCACCAAAUUGAUAGUAAAGUUUGGAAAGUGAUUUGGAACUCUGGUCUACUCCCGAAAAUCUCAAACUUCCUCUGGAGAGAUAUUUCUAAUGCACUCCCCUGCUUCAGUAAUCUGUUCAAAAAGAAAGUCAUUCCAUCUCCUCUUUGUAGCCUCUGUGGUCAAUACCCUGAAACAAUUGAGCAUUGCCUUCUUCUUUGCCCUUGGACUAAACGGGUUUGGUUCGGUAGCUCACUCGGUUAUCCUCCAAAACUUGAGGAAAUCUCUACUCUUGAUUGUUGGCUUCUAAGAACCAUUGAGGAAGGUUCAAAGCUGGUCGAUGAUCCUUCAAUCUUCUUGGAGCUGUUGGGAUUCAUUCUCUUUGAAAUUUGGAAAAUGAGAUGUGCUGCUAUCUACAAGAAUGGCUUUGUAAACCCGGAUAUAGUCAUCUCAAAUGCCAAUUUCAGUUCUUUGGAAUGGGCAAAUGUUAAGAUGGUGAAUGAUUCCCUAACCUCAACUCCUUUGACAAGUAGCAGCAUACUACUUGGAAGCCUCCACCUGAGAACUUUAUCAAGAUCAACUUAG